This is a messenger RNA of Lutzomyia longipalpis, 2656 nucleotides long. RefSeq names its product protein CEPU-1-like. Gene Ontology annotation, cellular component: neuron projection. The record is from RefSeq and is a predicted model, not a curated record. NCBI's taxonomy places the organism in Eukaryota, Metazoa, Arthropoda, Insecta, Diptera, Psychodidae. The coding region runs from base 439 to 1737 and encodes 432 amino acids. The transcript is spliced from 11 exons.
GAGUGUGAAAUUACCCCGAGAAAGGAUGUGACGACGACGGCAUUUUCGCACACUCAGUAUCCGUUCAGUUGUCUUGCCAAGCGGUUCGCUGCGUCCGGUCGCAUUGGGAUUUUUUUCUCGGAUCUUUUCUCAUCCUCUUUUUUGCAUCCUGUGGACAGUUGGAAGUUGCAGCGAUAGACGGGAGGAGUCAUGAGAAAUUGAUUGCACUCUCUUGGAAUAAAUUAGCAUUUAUUUAAAAAAAAAGCUCACCAACUCCACUUCCGCCCCCGCUGAAGAAAUCAAUACGGGAUCAUUAAAGAAUCAAGAAGAUAAAAAAAAGAGUUUCAAACAAAUAAAAAAUCAAUUUUUGAAUUUUUAAAAGCAGCUGUUGAGCUUGGAUGCUGGUGUUGCGGAACUGAAUCUGUGUGCUAUGCGUGAUUGCAAAAACCGGGAAAGUUGAUGGGCCCCUGGUGCUAUUUUGGGGCCCUCGUUGUGCUGUGUAUGGCAAUUGAGGGGGACUCCUCAAAUUCCGGAAAAAAUGGUGUGAUACCUGUAACAAAUGUUGUUGUGGAGGAGCCUGAAUUUACAGACAUCAUAGAAAAUAUUACUGUACCUGCUGGGAGGAACGUUAAGCUUGCCUGUUCAGUUAAGAAUCUCGGAAGCUACAAGGUAGCGUGGAUGCAUUUUGAGCAAUCGGCAAUCCUGACAGUCCAUAAUCAUGUGAUAACGCGGAAUCCCCGGAUUAGUGUCACCCAUGACAAACACGACAAGCAUCGCACGUGGUUUUUGCACAUUAACAACGUCCAAGAGGAAGACAAGGGUCGCUAUAUGUGUCAAAUCAACACGGUUACGGCAAAAACUCAGUUUGGAUACCUCCAUGUAGUCGUUCCACCAAAUAUUGACGAUUCGCUGAGUUCGAGUGAUAUAAUUGUGCGCGAAGGAUCGAAUGUGACGCUAAAGUGCCGUGCAACGGGCAGCCCAACGCCAACAGUGAAAUGGAAACGAGAUGACAAUUCAAAAAUAGCCAUCAACAAAUCCUUAAAUGUUCACGAGUGGGAUGGUGACUCACUGGAAAUAUCACGAAUUUCCCGGUUGGAUAUGGGUGCCUAUCUAUGUAUAGCAUCGAACGGGGUACCACCGACAGUGUCGAAGAGGAUUAAAGUCAGUGUGGACUUUCCGCCCAUGCUGUGGAUUCCACAUCAAUUAAUUGGUGUUCCAUCCGGUGCCAAUGUCACUCUUGAAUGCUUCACCGAAGCACAUCCAACCUCCCUUAACUAUUGGACUCUCGGCGAGGGGCAGAUGAUUCAUGAUUCAAAAAAGUUCAAAUCAGAAACAACUCUCGGCAAUCCAUCUUACAAGACCCACAUGCGCCUCACAAUUUUCAAUACAAGUCAGUCUGAUGAAAACUCAUACAAAUGUGUCGCCAAAAAUCCACGCGGUGAGACAGAUGGUGCAAUUCGUCUAUACGUCUCACCACCAACCACCAUUUCACCCGGACCUGCUACAACGGAAUCCCAACGGAGAGACACAUGGGAUACGAGGGGGAGCAUCAAUAACACCACAAAUGGACAUCCCUCGGUCUACAUUCUGGACAAAAACUCCCGAAUGUCUUCGAAUUUGAAUGAUAUUGGUAAAUCGGAACAAAAGUCUACGGACAAUUCUAAAGGAUAUAACCUCCCAAUAGAAAUUAGUAAAGGAUUCUCCACACAAACUGUAACACCCAUACUUUGGAUUGCACUUGCCAUAAUUUUAGUGUAGAGGGCAUUAUUUAUAUACCUAUACAUAGCAUUAGAAUAAAAGUAAACAUUACUAAAUCAUAGUGAAAUUUAAGACAAAUGCAGGGUUUUAACACAUAUAAAUUAUAUACAUUAUUAUCAAAUAGGAUACUACAUCUUAAUGAAAAUGAAGAAAAGAAAACUUUGUAAACAAACUCCAUAAAAUUAGAAUUAAUAUUUUACAAUACAACACGAUUUUAUUUGCAAAUUGAUAAUUAAAGUUUUGUGUCUGUAUAGAUAAUGUAAAGCGCGGUUUUUCGUAAACUAACUUAUAAAAUGAAAGAGCUGGUUGCAGGUGAUGGUGUAAACUUGUGCAGAUUUCAUAUAACCAAAAUGUCGAAGUGUGUCUACUAAAGAUAAUUAAUUUAAUUUUAAAUUCAAUUUCUUUGCUUGCUGUGGAAAAUGUUGGAAAAUUUCGAAUUGAUAUGCAAAUUUUGCACAGAAUGUGUUAACAAAAUGUAUAAGAAAUGCACAGAUUGUUUAAUUCUACAUACAUACAUAUUAUAUAGGAUGUUGGUGAACGGGAGAUUUACUUAGGAGUGUCCAAAAAGAAGGUGUAGUAAACGUAAGAAGUAAAAAAAUGCCAUUUGUAGAUGAAAAUGGCACGCAAAUGCCUCAAAUAGAGUAUAAUCCAAAAUAUCGUGAAAGCACCUUUAAUUUGAGCUUAAUCCGAGGUACUUGUUGAUUUUGUAGGAGGAUUAAUAUUGUUUACUAUAGUGGAAAAAAAACAGAGAGAAUUGAUAUAUAUUCUAAGGUGAAGUAAUAGCCAAAAUACAUCAUACGUACGUAAAUGUUUUAGCCUAAUAUUAUAAAAAAAAUACCAAAUAAUUUAUAUACAUAUAUUGAACAGAUGAAAAUAUACCAAGGGAAAUAUAUAGAAGUGCUUUAAAAUAACUCACAAA